GUUCACGAUAAGGCUCCUGUUUGUGGCGGUGUCGCUGCAGCUCGGCCUACGUUGGUGGGAGUACCCCCUGCACAGGUCCCUUUUGCAGUGCAGAUCCAGUAGUUGGAGUUGCUGUACACCGGAGCACGAGAGGGAGAGGAGCGCGAGCGCAGCAGCUCAGUGAGCAAACAGAGGUAGCGAGACGUUAUCUUUUGAGACUACCACACAUCGAGCUGUCACUUUUACGCUUCGUGCCGAGUCUACUUGAAGAGAACCGAAGCAGGAGCAGCAGCAGCAGCCGCCGCCGCAGACGCGCCCGGGUCCGGUCUGGUGUGCUCGAGCAGCCGCCAGUGAAAAACUCCCAGACGCGGUCGUCUCAGCUGGCAUGAGCUAACCUACCAGACAGACAUGGAAACCAAACCGUUCCUGUCAUUGGGGUUCCUGAAGCCCCAGUGCUCGUUGGCUCCUCCCAUGCAGCGAGGCCGCUCGGCCGAGGCUUGUUCCUGUUUCAGCGGCAUGUGUCCCCUCCAUCAGCGCCGCCUAUCCUCAGACUCGUCGGGGCACCUGACGUCCUCGCCCCUGGGCUCACCCACAUCCCACCGGGGAAUGCACCCGUCUCUGCUCAGUCCGACGUCCAUGGGGCCCUCCGGCUCUCUUCACUCUCCCAUCAGCACGCUGAGUUCGCCCAUGAACGGCCUGGCCUCCCCCUUCUCUGUCAUCAGCUCGCCUAUGGGUCCCCACUCCAUGAACUCACCCGGAAUGGGCUACGGCCCCAGUGUCAGCCCCCAGAUGUUCCAGCUGAACUCGCCGAUGAACUCGGUCAGCAGCACGGAGGACAUUAAGCCCCCGCUGGGCCUCAACGGCGUGAUGAAGGUGCCCGCCCAGCCCUCAGGCACCAUGUUGUCGCUCACCAAACACAUAUGCGCCAUCUGUGGUGACCGCUCCUCAGGUAAACACUACGGAGUAUACAGCUGUGAGGGCUGCAAAGGUUUUUUCAAAAGGACGGUGCGCAAAGACCUGAGCUACACCUGCCGCGACAACAAGGACUGUGUCAUUGACAAGCGCCAGAGGAAUCGCUGCCAGUACUGCCGAUACCAGAAGUGUUUAGCCAUGGGCAUGAAGAGAGAAGUUUUGUUACAUGCAGCCGUUCAGGAGGAGCGCCAGCGAGCCAAGGAGAGGAAUGAGAACGAGGUGGAGUCCACCAGCUGCGCCAACGAGGACAUGCCCGUGGAGAAGAUUCUGGAGGCGGAGCAGGCGGUGGAACCCAAAACCGAGACGUACAUAGAGACCAACCUUGGGGUGCCAUCUAACUCGCCCAACGACCCGGUAACAAAUAUCUGUCAGGCGGCUGACAAACAGCUCUUUACUUUGGUCGAGUGGGCCAAGAGGAUCCCCCACUUCUCUGAGCUGCCACUGGACGACCAGGUCAUCCUUCUACGAGCAGGUUGGAAUGAACUUCUCAUUGCAUCAUUUUCGCACCGUUCAAUAACGAUUAAAGACGGGAUCCUGUUGGCGACAGGGCUGCACGUCCACCGCAACAGCGCCCAUAGUGCCGGAGUGGGAGCCAUCUUUGACAGGGUGCUCACAGAACUGGUGUCAAAGAUGAGGGACAUGCAGAUGGAUAAGACGGAACUGGGGUGCCUUCGAGCUAUAGUCCUUUUCAACCCAGACUCUAAAGGUCUGUCCAAUCCAGGUGAGGUAGAAGCUCUGAGAGAAAAAGUGUACGCGUCUUUAGAGGCCUACUGCAAACAGAAGUACCCCGACCAGCCUGGCAGAUUUGCCAAACUGUUGUUGCGGUUACCAGCGCUGCGCUCCAUCGGCCUCAAGUGUCUGGAGCACUUGUUCUUCUUCAAGCUCAUCGGCGACACGCCCAUUGACACCUUCCUCAUGGAGAUGCUAGAAGCCCCCCAUCAAAUGACAUAAUAGCAGAGCCCUCCUCACCCUCCCCCAAACAUUUCUCACCAGCUAUGGAUCAGGAGAGAGUCCUUUUAAAAACAAAACAAACAAAAAACU
Etheostoma cragini (Arkansas darter) is the source of this 1992-nucleotide messenger RNA. RefSeq names its product retinoid X receptor, alpha a (gene rxraa). Gene Ontology annotation, cellular component: nucleus; RNA polymerase II transcription regulator complex. The record is from RefSeq and is a predicted model, not a curated record. Gene Ontology annotation, biological process: negative regulation of transcription by RNA polymerase II; retinoic acid receptor signaling pathway; anatomical structure development. The transcript has 11 exons. The coding region runs from base 388 to 1902 and encodes 504 amino acids. NCBI's taxonomy places the organism in Eukaryota, Metazoa, Chordata, Actinopteri, Perciformes, Percidae. Gene Ontology annotation, molecular function: nuclear steroid receptor activity; zinc ion binding; nuclear receptor activity.